Messenger RNA from Triplophysa rosa, 2093 nucleotides. It is a transcript of the gene htr5aa, whose product is annotated as 5-hydroxytryptamine (serotonin) receptor 5A, genome duplicate a. The transcript has 3 exons. Gene Ontology annotation, biological process: adenylate cyclase-activating adrenergic receptor signaling pathway. Gene Ontology annotation, cellular component: plasma membrane. Gene Ontology annotation, molecular function: G protein-coupled serotonin receptor activity. The coding region runs from base 153 to 1187 and encodes 344 amino acids. NCBI's taxonomy places the organism in Eukaryota, Metazoa, Chordata, Actinopteri, Cypriniformes, Nemacheilidae. The record is from RefSeq and is a predicted model, not a curated record.
ACCUGGCGGGCUCAACCUGUGUUCACUGUGGCAAACAUUUCCCUCUGAGUCCGAACGGGGUGAUAUUACCUUCGUCCAAAAGACUUCUUUCCCAAAGCUGUAGCUGUCAAAUAAAGGUGUCUCAGUCUCAGAAAGAAAGCUCUCUCAAUAACAUGGCUGAUGUCAGCCAGAACAGCUCCUUUAAUCGAAGCUCAGAACAUGAAAACUUCUCCAGGCCUCAGACCGUGUUCAGCGUCUUGACGUUUACCCUGCUCGCCAUGCUUGUGGUCGCCACGUUUAUUUGGAACAUGCUUGUCCUGGUCACCAUUCUCAGAGUCAGAACAUUUCACCGCGUGCCCCACAAUUUGGUGGCCUCCAUGGCCAUAUCUGAUGUUAUGGUGGCUGCUCUGGUGAUGCCUCUCAGUCUGGUCCAUGAGCUCAACGGUCGGCGCUGGAAGCUGGGCCGGGCUCUGUGCCAGGUCUGGAUAUCUUUCGACGUCCUUUGCUGUACGGCCAGCAUUUGGAACGUGACUGCAAUAGCCCUUGACCGUUACUGGUCCAUAACACGGCACCUGGAGUAUACCCUGAAGACCCGCAAGAGGAUCUCCAAUGUGAUGAUCGGCCUGACUUGGCUGCUCUCUUCCGUUAUCUCCCUCUCCCCGCUGUUUGGCUGGGGUGAGACGUAUUCGGAAGAGGACAUGGAGUGCCAGGUGAGCCAGGAGCCAUCUUACACCGUCUUUUCCACAUUUGGGGCCUUCUACCUGCCUCUUUGUGUUGUUCUGUUUGUCUACUGGAAGAUCUACAAAGCUGCUAAGUUCCGUAUUGGAUCGAAGAAGACCAACUCCAUCACUCCAGUUGCAGAGGCUGGAGAGGUAAAAGAGGCCUCUAGACAACAGCCUCAGAUGGUGUUCACAGUGCGUCACGCCACGGUGACUUUCCAGACCGACAGUGAGACGUGGCGAGAACAGAAAGAGAAACGAGCGGCUCUGAUGGUGGGUAUCCUCAUCGGAGUGUUCGUCCUCUGCUGGAUCCCCUUCUUUCUCACCGAGCUCAUCACGCCGCUGUGCUCCUGCAACAUACCACCAAUAUGGAAGAGCGUCUUUCUCUGGCUGGGUUACUCCAACUCAUUCUUCAACCCUCUCAUUUACACAGCCUUCAACAAGAACUACAAUAACGCGUUCAGGAAUCUCUUCUCGCGACAGCGCUAAGCCCUGCCACUUGAGAGAUAGCAGACGGCUCGGCUUCAUCACAGAUGCCAUUUAAAACCACCCUUAGGAUUUGGGAAGUGUGGUUAUCGGAACGCUUCAGUAAUGAAAGGUUCACACAGACAAAACACAAAGGCAUUGAAGAAACCAUGACUGACUAUUUUAUUGGAAAGUGAAAGGGAUGAUUUGAUCUGAGUUUUCAAAAUGUCAAUCUGUCCGCUGCAUUAAAUGAUAAUGCCAACAGCUUAUGCACUUUAGGCGGUUGGUUUACAUCAGUUUAUAUUUGUCAUCUGAGGUUUGUCUUAUCUGAAUGUAUUUUAAUUGUUUAUGUCGCUUCCUUAGUAGCCUAAAUGGUCAAAUGACUUUAAAGCAUGUUACAUUAAUGAACCAUAUUAUUAAGAGUUUGAUAUAUUUAUAUAAAGAGAGAAAGGGAAGGGGAGACAGGAGUUAAUGUUAUAGUUUUUUUUGGCUUUUAGUGUGAAUAGUGUGAACUCCAUUGGGUCUUUAAACUGAAAUCAAAAAUUGCUUAGAAAUGAUAGAGCAGGUCACAGUAUCAAAUUAAUUUAUGAAUUAGUUCACAUAAUUACACGUUUUGUGUGUUUUGUUUAUCACUAUAGUUCUUUAAAAUUUUAAAUUAAGUGGAAGUUUGACCUUUAUUAGGAGAGAAAACACCACAAAAGAACCAGUGUCACUGGUACUUGCUGUAUUUUAGAUGACAGCUUUUUGGCAAUAUUGUUUAGGGCGUUUUACUAGUAGCCCUGUUUUGGAAUGUGAUGACAAUUUGAGGAGCAUAUGCAAAGUGUGUUUCAUGUCGGCUAUCAUUUUGCACACAUUCAACCUAUUAAAUAUGUUGUUCAUGCUCGAUCAUUAUGAUCAUGAUUGUUCCUCAUUAAAAUGCAGACAGACAAA